AUGACAUUCUGCUUCCACAUCGCACCAUCUUUGCUCCGAACUCGCUUUUAGAUCCACCUGCAGAGCUAUCAUCUUGUUCACUUAAUUCAGUCACCAGUGCACAUCAAACGCUAUCCGCGAGGUUUUUCCCAGAGACGUGAAGUCUUCUUUGCCACACGAUCUAUGAUUUAGCUCGUAAUCAGAGUCCUGGUCCUCUGCAUUCGCAAGCUUGUCUUCGGUAUAGCCAAGCUUGCGGAUCGAGAAGAGUGGCUCUUGUAGUCGCGGUUACAUUUCGCCCGCGCUUGCCAAGUAGCAAAUGUUCCUUCUUCUGUGAGAGUGGAGGAGAGAGGAGGGAGGAGGAGAGAAUGGAAGGUGCAGGUGAGUUCAUCGGAAGUCACGCGGCUGAACUUGCGACACGGGAAAAGGACUCCACAAACGAGGAACAGGAGCUUCCCUCCGCCAUCCAGGACCUUAUACGACGUCUGGAAGGAGAAGGCGAGCCUAUAACGAGGCUGCCCGAUUUAAAAGGGCCAGAAUUUCUGGAGUUUUUUCCGAAUCGUGGAUUGCACUCGACGAUCAUAGGGUGGCGAAGCCAAGUGCGCCUUCGAGUGCUGGAGGCGAUAGGCAGCUGCAACACCCUUGAGAUACUGGACGUGUACGAUAUUUGUGGGGGAUAUAUUUCAAGAUUGACGGCUACCGAGUGGGAGAUACUUUUGAGAGGAUUCAGGUGUAGCACCGUUUUACGAAAGAUAAGCGUUUACGAUUUGCGCUGGAGUUCAGAUGCGGAAAGGGAGCGCUGGUGUUUACAGCUGGGGACCAUUCUGAAUACCUCUAGCGUGACAGUCUUGGGUUUAGGCUGCUGCAGUUUAAGUGCCAGAUGUUUCUUGAAUCUUGCCUCAGGACUGCGAGGAAAUUCCGAAUCUAAACUCAAGACUUUAAAUUUAUUUGCCGCGUGGGAGGACUGGAGUGCGGUGAAGCAUGUGGCUGACAUGAUCAACAGUGCUCCUCUAUUAGAAACGCUGCGUUUAGGAGGCUUCUAUGAAGACACGGAAGACGAGACCGUUGGAAUCCUGUCCCAGGCUUUGAUCCAGAGCUCGUCUUUAAAAGAAUUGCUCUUAAAGAGUAUGGAGUGGGGAGCGGCCUUGUUGCUGAAAGCAUUGGCCGGAGACGAUCGCAACCGAUCCAUUGAAUGUCUUCGUCUAGCGGAUACAAUUGAACUCGGAGGCUGUUUAACUGAACUUCUUAUUUCCAACCCAUCCUUGAAGGAAGUGGAAUUGUCCCGAAUGCGGAUGAGUCCUGAGGAAUGGUACCAGCUCGGCGAAGUCAUACGUGACAAUGCCAUAGCAACAACUAUACUUGCUAAGUUUGAUUUAGGCAAUGGAGAUCAAUGGAAGUCAACAGAAGCUCUUGCGCGUUCUGCUAGCUCCGAUAUCAAGGACCCCACAGUGGAGCUUGUCCUCGAAGUUGUGAGUACAAGCUCAAAUGACCAUGAAGUGAUGUUAUCAUUAAACCUAAUAGGUAGAGUACUGCGCGGGGAAAUCAAAUCGCUAAAAUCUCUGAGUAUAUUGGUGGGUGAUAAGAAAAUGAUCACGUUCAGUUUCCUCCCGAUGAAUGGGAAAACUGGAGAAACUUUAGUCCUGAAGAAACUGGAGUUAUCUGUUCGAAGCGAAGAUCUUUCGAAGGGAGUAUGGGAAGACCUGAUUAGGUGCAUGCGAGGGAACCACCUCACUCACUUGGAUUUGGCUGACUCCCAACUCAACGAGGAGGCGUUCCGGGAACUCAUGGGGAUCCUGCAAGUGAACUUGGCUCUCCAGGAAAUCGACUUCUCACGAACAUCAUGGGCAAGGGACGGAAAGGCGGCGCAGAUUCAAGAGGCUCUGAAACAGAACCAGAAGCGGGCCGUCUACAUGUCAGUGUUUAGAGAAGCCAACUUAACAUUUGGAGAUGCAAAAGCUGGUCGACUCUUCUUAUGCGGCUCUCCUCGAGCAGGAAAAACUCAAUUGCGUAAAACCCUGAUGAGGAUCAAUCAUAGCUGGCUACACAGAAGCAGUCUAUCCAAUAAAUGGGACGUAUUGUGGAGGACUAAAGGCAUCGAAGUGGAGUAUUUGCAAAAUAGUGAAAAAAUGCAAAUCUCAGUUUGGGAUCUUGUGGGGCAAUGGAUUUUUCGUACCCUUCAGAAUGUACUCUUUCCUCAAACCAACAAUUUUUGUAUUUUUCUUUUUGUGUAUAGCCCUUUCUGUGAGAAAACAUCUAAAAACAAACCAGACUCUUGUUUCAAAACUGAGUUGGAGGAUUGGUUAAGCUUCAUCACAUCCAGCGUUAAGGUCACAGGACAUGAUCUUCCCCAAGUUUUUGUUGUCAUUUCACACAAAGAUAAAGCCAGAUACAGCUCUAUGAGUUGGACUUAGUCAGUAAUUGAAGAACUCAUCCAAAGAUUCGCAAAUUUUGUGAAUCUCUUUCCUGUUCAAGAGUGUUUUCAUGUGGAUGCUAGGAAGAAAAAACAAGUUAUUCCUCUCAACAGUCACAUUUUUGAGAAUUUUAACAAGUUGUUGAGUGAAAAAUCUCCACAGGUCCCCCUAUUGUGUUCUCAACUCACCUCCCUCUUGGUUACAAAAAUCAAGAAGAACAGAAGUUUACCUCUUUGGUCAUCCAACAAAUUUCAUGAUUUCUGUGCUCCCAGUUUGACACAAUUUGUUCCAUCAUCUCCUGUUCACUUUGUUGAUCAUUCAAGGAUAAUGGAGUCCAUCAUAUCCUACUUGAAUGACGUUGGAUCUAUCAUUUACAUUCCCAACCUGAAGUACAUCAUUGUAGAUCCCAACUGGCUCACCAAUACCUUCCUGGGUGAGCUGAUAGCUCUGGGUCAAAACUUUCAAGCUCAAGAGUCAGAGUCUUCUAAUAGAACGAGCUCAUAUGCAAGCAAGGAUGGAUUUGUGAGUGAGAGUGUCUUUGCUCGGUUGAUAGAAGAGUUUAUGGGAAACCAACGAUAUGGACAGAGAGGUGUGGGCAGAGAGGAGCUUGAAAAUAUCCUUGUCAAUUUAGAUUUGUGUUUCAAGCUCGAAGAUAGUUCUCAGUAUUUCAUUCCUUCCUUCAUCCCUGAGCAUGCAAGCAAGGAAGAACAAAACCAUCAAGAAGGGGUGCACAUGAAGUCGAUGUAUUGGGAAAAUAGGAGUGAGACUUCACAAUUUGUCGGCAUUCGGAUUCAGUGCCAAGAUGGAAGAACAAUGUCAUUGACUGCUGCGUUUUUUCCACGCUUUCAGAUGUUCAUGAGAUGCAAGUUGAAAUCCGAGAUGCAUGUUUCCGAGGAGAAUAUGACUUGCUCUCGACAUUAUUUGCGACUCUUCCUUGACGGUCAUCAGAUAUAUAUCGAGCACGUUCAGAGUGAAAAGUCCCACAAAUACGUAGAUGUUCUGAUGUUAUGUUCGAGGCAUAAGUCAAGGGAGGUGGCUACUAAAUAUGUGAUGAAGCAUAUCGUCCAGGAGUUGAUAUCAUUUUGCGCAUCACAGAAAGGCUGUCCUGGGGUGGCGUUAGUGCUCGGUGUGAUCCAAACAUUUUGCGUGGAGAUGUUGAUUCCGAGUCAUCUUAGAGGAGCCAUUCUGAUUGAGAAGCUAAAAUCAGACUUCAUUUGUAGCAUCAAUGACAAACUUGAGGAAAUGUUAUUGGAAAGUUCGCACUUGAUGCAGAAGGAAGAGUUGUUCCACUAUGAGCAUUGUUGGCCUCCAAUUGAAAGGCACACAGGCGGAAGAUCCGAACGAGCCAGGGAUUUGUUGUGGGAGAGCGAUGUGGAAGCAGUUGUGAAUGAGAUUCGACAGAAACGAAUUGAAGAAUUGAAGUCAUUGGUGGAAGGUCUAAUUAGCGUGGAGAAUGAUUUGGCUCAGUCGAAUCCUGAAGCUGAAAACAUGGUUAGCGACUCAAAUUUUUUCCAAAUGAAAGAUUGCAAACCACCUACAUCCAGGUGCUUGAGUCGAGCCUGCUCAAGUGUGGAGAAUCGUUCGACCCGACUUGUUUUGUUCAAGAUCGACCAGCUAGAAGAUAAGCUAGUACAAAAGUUUGAUGGUUUGGAUGAGAGGAUGAGAUCAAUGGAGAGCAUUCUGCAGAGAUCGGAGAUGAAGAUGGGAUAGAUACUCUCUUUGCACCAAGAAUUACAGUCAACUAUGAGUGACUUUGUGUCUAAAGUUGACAAGAUAAUUCAGUUCUCUCAUUCGGUUCAAACGCCCAAGCGACCUUACGUUACGAACGAUGUUGGCAUUUUCUAUAGGUUGAGUGCAGUUAUGCAUAACGGUACAACCGUUCGCUUACAAUUGAUGUGUGAGUCAAUGACUGGGUUUCAUACUGUCAAAGAUCAAGAAGGUUUGAAGAUACGCUUGGAUCGGGAGAAUAGCUCCUGGAUUCGGAAAAUUAUUGAAAUCUCAUACAAAGUCAUGUAUUAUGCUGUGAAGGCUGGACUAGAUAAGACCCUCAAUUUGGGCCAAGCUAUUCCGGAGUGGGAAGAUUUAAAAUCUGAUAUUGUUCAGCUGGACGGUAUCAGUGAUGAUGAUCACAGAGCAUUUCUCAAAGGUGGGGAAAGCAAGGAGCUGCAGGAUGCAUGGUUGAGGAUUCAGCAAACUCUUGCGCCUCAGCUUCAAAAUCGCUAUUCCGGAAUCUUCAAGUUGUAUCAGGUGAAGUACCUGAGUUUAGAAAGAGGUGGGCAUGCAUGGGUGUGCGAGAAGUGCAUGAAUAAAGGCCUUCGUUGUGGAAUUUUGACAUGUUAGGAUUUUGAAGAGGUUAGAAUGCCACUAUAUAUUAUUUAGUGCAUAUGUUUAGACCCUCAUGCAAUAUACUACUCUGCAAAUUCUUCCUUGCAGUUUUC
Marchantia polymorpha subsp. ruderalis is the source of this 4825-nucleotide messenger RNA. NCBI's taxonomy places the organism in Eukaryota, Viridiplantae, Streptophyta, Marchantiopsida, Marchantiales, Marchantiaceae. The record is from the annotation of a GenBank genome assembly.